AUGAAUCAAUAACUUAAUUAAAUAUCCAAAUUAAAUUCAAAUAAGAAAAAUUUUCAAUCUAAAUUAAAUAAAUGUAAUAGUUAUAGUGGAGCUAAUAAGAUCCGUAAAUUAAAACAUUAUUGUCAUGGAUCAAUCAAUUCAAUAAACAUCUAUGCUAAAUACAGUGCUUAAAACAACUUGAAAGAGUUAACGCUAACUACUAUAGGUAAUAGUAUAUCCAUUGUUUAAAAAGUAAGAAAUAGAAGUACUAAACAAGAACCCAUAUUAUUGGUAGAAUUUUUUGAUGUAUGA
This is a messenger RNA of Paramecium tetraurelia, 291 nucleotides long. RefSeq lists its product as uncharacterized. The record is from RefSeq and is a predicted model, not a curated record. The transcript has a single exon. Lineage: Eukaryota; Ciliophora; Oligohymenophorea; Peniculida; Parameciidae.